Messenger RNA from Acanthochromis polyacanthus (spiny chromis), 1750 nucleotides. RefSeq names its product voltage-dependent anion-selective channel protein 2-like. Bases 141 to 992 code for a protein of 283 amino acids. Gene Ontology annotation, molecular function: voltage-gated monoatomic anion channel activity. Gene Ontology annotation, cellular component: mitochondrial outer membrane. Gene Ontology annotation, biological process: monoatomic anion transmembrane transport. NCBI's taxonomy places the organism in Eukaryota, Metazoa, Chordata, Actinopteri, Pomacentridae. The record is from RefSeq and is a predicted model, not a curated record. The transcript has 9 exons.
GUUUCGGGUCCUGGGGCGCCGAGGUCAGGAGGUUGUUUGUUGCGGUGUCUCUCCUCCAUAUCGUCCUACACCGGUUUCCUUCGUGUUUGUAAGCUGUCAAGCUCACAGCAACAAAACCAGCUACAGUAAUCCUCGGCACAAUGGCAGUUCCUCCAGCAUAUGCAGACCUGGGAAAAUCCGCAAAGGACAUCUUCAAUAAGGGAUAUGGUUUUGGGCUGGUUAAGCUUGAUGUGAAGACUAAGUCUUCAAGUGGAGUGGAAUUUAAAACAUCCGGCUCGUCCAACGUAGACACCAGCAAGGUCACCGGAACCCUGGAAACCAAGUAUAAAUGGGCUGAAUAUGGUCUGACGUUCACAGAGAAGUGGACCACAGAGAACACACUUGGAACAGAAAUUUGUGUCGAGGAUCAGAUCACAAAAGGGUUGAAACUUACUUGCGAUACCACAUUUUCACCAAACACCGGCAAGAAGAGUGGCAAGGUCAAGACGGCUUAUAAAAGGGAAUACGUUAACGUGGGUGUUGAUGUAGAUUUAGAUUUCGCUGGUCCUACCAUCCAUGGAGCAGCAGUGGCCGGCUACGAGGGAUGGCUGGCCGGCUACCAGAUGACCUUUGACUCAGCCAAAUCCAGGAUGACCCAGAGCAACUUUGCAGUCGGUUACAAGACCGGAGACUUCCAGCUCCACACCAAUAUAAAUGAUGGCGCAGAGUUUGGCGGAUCCAUUUAUCAGAAGGUGAACGACCAGCUGGAGACUGCUGUGAACCUUGCCUGGACAGCAGGCAGCAACGGCACUCGCUUUGGAAUCGCUGCUAAAUACCAGUUAGACUCCAGUGCCUCCAUAUCAGCUAAGGUGAAUAAUGCCAGCUUGGUAGGAAUCGGAUACACCCAGACUCUGCGGCCUGGUAUGAAACUCAUCCUGUCAGCGCUAGUGGAUGGGAAGAAUAUUAAUGCCGGUGGUCACAAAGUAGGUCUAGGCCUGGAAUUGGAGGCAUGAGGAUCUUCUCAGCCGUUUCAUAAGAAGAGGAAGAAUACUGGCAGAAUCUGGCCUUGAGCGUUCCUGUGUGGUCAACAACAGAUGUGUAACGAUGAAGCCAAAACAAAGAAGAAUCCCCGUUCACAGGCACCGAUGAGAUGGAAAACCCCCUGUCAUUGUGGUUACAAUAAGUAGUCAUGUUUCAGUCACAUGUAUUUAUUAAUCAGUUACUCCUUCUGCCAAUUUAUCCUUGAUAUGAAAUUGAUAGAAAACCCCUCUGCUUGGUGUUGAAAUUUGGCUCUUGAGUUUGACAAUCCAGGAGCGGUUCCGAAAGCAGAGCCUUGUUACUUUGCUGAAGUGUGAUGAUGUAGAAUGUAAAUCUGAGACGUUAUUUUGCACAGUAGAAUAUACCUUUAUUUAUGCUCUUCCCCCUUUGUUUUAUUUGCACAUUUUAUUUGUAUUUUGGUAGUGUUGUGCUGCCUGUUGGAAGGAUCACUCCAACCAAAUAUGCUAUUAAAAAGGAAGCCAAUCUGGCUGCUCUUCACUUAUUUUCUUAGAGAGGCUUAAUUAUAGUGUGAUGAGUUUUAGACCUCUGCUACCUUGAAUAUCUGCUUCUAAGUUGCAAGACUAUGCUAAAUGGAUUUUAUUCUCCUCUGUGUGACUUGAGUGAAAGACAGAGUGAAACACUUACCUUUAUUCCCAUUUAAAGACUGUGACACUAAUCAGGGAGCACUUUGUGUGUUGGUGUGUCUACCUUUACAAUAAAGUCCUGAAAUGAA